AUGACAGCAGCCAGGAACGGCGCCGGAAGAGACUGGCGAGAGAGCGGGCGAAAAGGAGACAGGAGAAAGGAAGAGACUCCCACGACAGAGGCUCCUAUAGACAACACAGCAGAGAGCACAGUGGAGGAAGUGACAGGAACAGAGGUAGAGAGAGAGAAAAGAUUCCGUAUGAACCAGCCAGACAGACAGCAUUCCCGACAUUCCCCACGCUCCGACAAGCCGGGAGGAAAGAGGAAAUAUAAGACACGGCAUCUGGAAGACCCUUCCUGGGAGCCAUCCAGCUCUGCACGGAGAGAGAGGGGGCGAGGCGGGGAGCGAGAGAAGGGGCGAGGCGGGGAGCGAGAGAAGGGGCGAGGCGGGGAGCGAGAGAAGGGGCGAGGCGGGGAGCGAGAGAAGGGGCGAGGCGGGGAGCGAGAGAAGGGGCGAGGCGGGGAGCGAGAGAAGGGGAGAGGCGGUGAGCGAGAGAGGGGGAGAGGCGGGACAGAGGCCACCGCUAGCCCCCGGAAGAGCAGAGGCAGUCUGAAAGAGAGUGUGAAGAAGAGGAGACGUCAGUCCCGCAGCCCCAGUGUUGAAAUCAUCUAUGAAGGGAUGACUGUGACCGCUGCUAGCCCCUUACGACCCAAACACAACCACAAACGCCGUGGCAACCACCGGAGAAAGCAGCGUCACGACCACGCCCUCCAACACUCUCCCGUGGUCAUCACCAUAGACAGCGACAGCGACAACAAACACACGGUCCAAACGACCACGCUGGAAGAUGACCGCGCUCUGGAUUUAUCCGACCGUGCCACGGUCGAUUUCUCCGACCGUUCUCUGACCGCGCCUGGUCUUCCACUAGGCGACCACAACAACCUGGACAUGGGGGUUGAUAUCAGCGAUUUAGCGGUCGAUAUUCUCGACCGUUUUCUGAGCGUUUCGGACCGUAACUCGGACAUUGACCACGAUGACGUCAUCGACCAUAAAACUAAUGUCGACGACGACUGUGUGGUUGACGUUUCUGUCAACGUCAAGGACCGCGUUCUGAACACAAACACUAAUGCAAAUGCGGUCGACCGUCCCCAGAACGCGGGCGGCCAUGUUCUCCCCCAGGUCAAUCUUAGCUGUGACCCUGGGGUCGCGACCUCUGACUCUCGUCUCCUAGCGACAAUCCUACAGGACCUGGAACACAUCGCGCUCCCUAACCUGUCCUUUUUCCCCAACCUGAACCAAAACCCUAACCACAGCCGUAAUUCAACCACACCGGACCACAGUGAAAACGCCAGGCCGGCCAGAGAGACCACGCCGACUCCUUGGUCCUCUGGGAGAGAGAACGCCAGGCCGGCCAGAGAGACCACACCGACUCCUUGGUCCUCUGGGAGAGAGAACGCCAGGCCGGCCAGAGAGACCACACCGACUCCUUGGUCCUCUGAGAGAGAGAACGCCAGGCCGGCCAGAGAGACCACACCGACUCCUUGGUCCUCUGAGAGAGAGAACGCCAGGCCGGCCAGAGAGACCACACCGACUCCUUGGUCCUCUGAGGGAGAGAACGCCAGGCCGGCCAGAGAGACCACACCGACUCCUUGGUCCUCUGAGAGAGAGAACGCCAGGCCGGCCAGAGAGACCACACCGACUCCUUGGUCCUCUGAGGGAGAGACUAACUUCAACAGCCCUGUUUCACCUACAGCCAAUCACUCUCUGAGUUCUGAAUCAUUCACAGACUACCACUCUGCCAGUCCUAUAUCUCCUGUAGGUCACCCUGCUAGUCCUAUAUCUCCUGUAGGUCACCCUGCUAGUCCUAUAUCUCCUGUAAGUCACUCUGCUAGUCCUAUAUCUCCUGUAGGUCACUCUGCUAGUCCUAUAUCUCCUGUAGGUCACUCUGCUGGUCCUAUAUCUCCUGUAGGUCACUCUGCUGGUCCUAUAUCUCCUGUAGGUCACCCUGCUAGUCCUAUAUCUCCUGUAGGUCACUCUGCUAGUCCUAUAUCUCCUGUAAGUCACUCUGCUAGUCCUAUAUCUCCUGUUGGUCACUCUGCUAGUCCUAUAUCUCCUGUUGGUCACUCUGCUAGUCCUAUAUCUCCUGUAGGUCACUAUGCUAGUCCUAUAGGUCACUCUGCCGGUCCUAUAUCUCCUCUCGGUCACUCUGCCGGUCCUAUAUCUCCUGUAGGUCACUAUGCUAGUCCUGUACAUCAGAACUCUAAUGCAGUAUCACCCGUUGUCCACCCUUCUAACAGUCCUUUAUCAUCACCCAUAGCUGGCUCUAUAUCGGUAGAAAACCCCCGCUUACCUUCUAGCACUGGAUCGUCUGUAUCGGCCAGUCCUGUAUCGGCCAGACAUGAUCAGGAGGGGCCAAUACACUAACACAGUAUACAGCACUGACUGAUCACCUGGACACACACACACACACACACACACACAUUCUGGCACAGUCACGCACACUUGAACUGCCACACACACCAUUUGAAUAUGCUGAGGUUGUUUAACCGUUAUUUGACAGUCUUUAAACGUUAUUUGACGGUCUUUAACCGUUAUUUGACGGUCUUCUGCCAGAUGGACUCUUGAAUGAAACUAUCUUUCUGCAGAAAAAAAAAACAAAUAAAAUCACAUUUGACGAUAAUUUAAUUUAAUUUUGUUACGUUUGAUCAUUUUGAGGUGCAGCGUACUGUAUUUUCAGUACUGUAUUUUCAGUACUGUAUUUUGACACUUGCUACAUGUGGGCCCUGGUAAGGUAGUGGACUAUAUAGGACCCUGGUAAGGUAGUGGACUAUAUAGGACCCUGGUAAGGUAGUGGACUAUAUAGGACCC
Salvelinus namaycush (lake trout) is the source of this 2778-nucleotide messenger RNA. RefSeq lists its product as uncharacterized. The coding region runs from base 1 to 2334 and encodes 777 amino acids. The transcript is spliced from 4 exons. The record is from RefSeq and is a predicted model, not a curated record. Lineage: Eukaryota; Metazoa; Chordata; Actinopteri; Salmoniformes; Salmonidae.